Molecule: messenger RNA, 1701 nt
Organism: Physcomitrium patens
Lineage: Eukaryota; Viridiplantae; Streptophyta; Bryopsida; Funariales; Funariaceae
Source: RefSeq, a predicted model, not a curated record
UGCUGCUAAACUUCGUGGAUGUCUCUGCGGAGCGGAGGCCAGAGGUUGCUCUUUCAGAGCACAAAACGCGACUUCGAAAGACGGCGACGGUAAUGUUGAUGGCUGCCUCAGCAUCAUUAUCAACACGAAGACAGUUGUCGUUGUCGUUGCACUCGUAGUCUGGUGGCAAGGGGGGAGGAGAGAGGCAAGCUUCCCGCAGCGCCCUCUGGCGUCAUCACCAUAACCAAAGUUCCAGCCAACCCACUCUAACAGAUUUGGUGGCACUACCAACGUUCCCCUUCACAUGAAAAGUUAUAAUAAUUGUGCAAGUGGGUUAUCGUGGCCCUUCAAUAGGAGACAAGAUGUCCUGCCAGGGGUUUGUUCAGUGUAUUUUGAAGUUGAUCAAUUUCUUGGUGACGGUGGUCGGGGCUUUUAUGAUAGUAUAUUCUCUAUGGAUGCUAAAAGAAUGGAACUCCAUUGGUCAUCUUAAUCAAGGGGUGCCUUCCACAGCUUCUGCGCUAUUAUCAGGCGGGGUUAUGAGUGUAGUGUCUGACGGCAUUCAAAAUACUGAAGGAUUGAUUUUUGAGCAAAUCCGAAGACCUUUCUUGAAGGAGAAUUCGCAACUGUCAGAUCUUCCUGCCCCUUGGUUUAUCUAUGCAUUCUUCUGUGCUGGGGCAAUCACAUGCUUUGUCUCUUUGACAGGACAUAUUGCAGCUGAGUUGAGCAACAGCUUUUGCCUUUCUUGUUAUAGCGUACUUCAAAUCUUUCUUUUAUUGGCACAAUUCGCAGUGGCUGGGGCUCUUUUCUUUGACCGGCAUUGGCGAGAGGAUAUACCUGAGGAUCCCACUGGGGAGUUGGACAAAAUCCAAAACUUUGUAUUGGACAACCUUGACAUCUGCAAAUUUUCCUUAGGCGUGGUGAUCCUAGAAGUGCUUGGAUUGUUCUUUGCAUUUAUUCUCCGGGCUAUUUCAUCAAAUGCGCGGAGAUACUACGACAGUGAUGACGACUACAUGGCGCCCAGGUCAGCUCCUCGUCGGCCUGUAGCCGACCGGCAAGCUAAUCAGCCGCCCCUUGCGGCGGGUUCUGGGGCCGCAACUGAAACUCGACCUCGUAGUGAUGCUUGGAGCAUAAGGAUGCGGGAAAAGUAUGGCCUGGACACGACCGAGUUCACAUCUAAUCCGUCCGAGUCAAUGAGGCUAUCAAACCAGACACCUGCCGCAGAGGAGCAGCAGAGUCGAUGCACUAUAAUGUAGACUACGUCUAGUUAAUCUUUCAAAGUUUACCCAAACCUUUUUCAUGCCUUUUGCAAUGAGAAGGCUGUUAGGUUUCAAUCUCCUUUUCUCUAUAUAAAUCAUUUCUUUUUGUAGCUCAAUAACAGUGUAGAUUUUUUGAUUGAAAAAGAUUUAGAAAGGUGAAAAAUGUCGGGUUGCAAGUUGAGUUAUGAUUUAUUAGAUUUUGAACUAGUCUUAAUAUGUUUGCAACUAGGGCAUGAAUGGCUAUGCCGAUGCCUGCCAUUGUACAGAAAAGUGUUGCCCUUCUCAUGCUAGCCUUAAUGGCUAGAACAGGUAGUCAUGGCGAUUGUGUUUGUAGGUUAGUUUAGUCCUAUUAGGCUAAUUGCCUUUUCCUGCCUACAUAAAAUUUAAGUUUCUCUGUGGCGAGUUCAAUCUGACUUGAGUGGUCCCCAAUAUUUAAUAAAGAUGUAUCAUUUUAGAGUUGGACAUC